Malaclemys terrapin pileata is the source of this 13001-nucleotide messenger RNA. RefSeq names its product autophagy related 7 (gene ATG7). Gene Ontology annotation, molecular function: Atg8 activating enzyme activity; Atg12 activating enzyme activity. Gene Ontology annotation, cellular component: cytoplasm; phagophore assembly site. NCBI's taxonomy places the organism in Eukaryota, Metazoa, Chordata, Testudines, Emydidae. The coding region runs from base 85 to 2217 and encodes 710 amino acids. Gene Ontology annotation, biological process: autophagy of mitochondrion; cellular response to nitrogen starvation; protein modification by small protein conjugation. The record is from RefSeq and is a predicted model, not a curated record. The transcript has 19 exons.
CGGACUCGGAGGUGGAGCGGUUGGAGGGGCCGGCGGCGCCGGGGAUGGUGGCGGACCGCGGCUGAGCUUUAAUUGAAUAAAACAAUGGCAACUGCUGAUAGUGAGACACACAAUCCCCUGGAACCUAGAAUCCCAAAGCUACAGUUUGUUCCCUUCACCAGUGCCUUGGAUGCGGGAUUCUGGCAUGAGCUGACGCAGAAGAAACUUAAUGAGUAUAGAUUAGAUGAGACUCCGAAAAGUAUCAAAGGCUACUACUAUAAUGGUGAUCCUUUUGGUCUACCAGCUCGUUUAACAUUGGAGUUUAGUGCCUUUGAUGUGAAUGCUGCCACCCCGGCACACUGCUGUCCUGCUGUCGGAACAUUAUAUAACACCAACACUUUUGAAUCUUUCAAAUCCUGUGAUAAGAAGUCACUUUUGGAAAAAGCAGCAAAUGAGAUAUGGGAGACAAUAAAAUCGGGGACUGCCCUUGAAAACCCCAUGCUCUUGAACAAAUUCCUGCUUCUGACUUUUGCAGAUUUAAAAAAGUAUCGCUUCUAUUACUGGUUUUGCUACCCUGCUCUCUGCUUCCCUGAUGGUAUACCUAUUGUUCAGCAGGCAGUCUGCCUAGGUGAAAGAUUCUCUCCAACUCAGAUUCAAGCGCUCCAGAAAGCAUAUGAUGAACUUUGCCAGAGGGAGGGAGUUACUGCCUUGCCUUACUUUUUAAUCAAGUAUAAUGACAAAUCUGUUUUGGUGUCACUGCUUAAAAACUGGAAUGAUUUUUUCCAAGAUCAAGAGGAAAAGGUGACGGUUGGAGUUUAUGAUCCCUGCAAUUUUACCCAGUAUCCAGGAUGGCCGCUGAGGAACUUACUGGUCAUGGCAGCACACAGAUGGGGUAACCACCUCCAUUCAGUCGAAGUGCUCUGCUUCAGAGACAGGACCAUGCAAGGUGUGAGAGACAUAACACACAGCAGCAUCUUUGAAAUAAAUCUUCCACAGAUGCCACAGAGCCCAGUAGAUUGUCCAAAAGCUGUUGGAUGGGAGAAAAAUCAAAAAGGAGGCAUGGGUCCAAGAAUGGUGAAUCUCAGCGAAUGUAUGGAUCCUAAAAGGUUAGCUGAGUCGUCUGUGGAUCUUAAUCUUAAAUUGAUGUGCUGGCGGUUGGUGCCUACUCUUGACCUGGAGAAGAUUGUGUCUUCUAAGUGUCUGCUGCUAGGAGCUGGUACGCUGGGUUGUUGUGUAGCCAGAACCUUAAUGGGAUGGGGAGUCAGACAGAUCACAUUUGUGGACAAUGCAAAAAUCUCCUAUUCCAACCCUGUACGGCAGCCUCUAUACGAGUUUGAAGAUUGUCUCGGUGGUGGGAAGCCUAAGGCACUUGCGGCAGCAGACAGACUGCAAAAAAUAUUUCCAGGAGUGAAUGCAGAAGGAUUUAACAUGAGCAUCCCCAUGCCAGGUCACCCCGUGAAUUUUUCUGAAGUCACCAUGGAACAGGCUCGAAAGGAUGUGGCACAGCUUGAACGGCUCAUUGAUGCUCAUGAUAUUAUUUUCCUGUUAAUGGACACUAGGGAAAGUCGAUGGCUUCCUGCUGUCAUUGCAGCCAGCAAGCGGAAGCUGGUCAUCAAUGCUGCAUUGGGAUUUGACACAUUUGUUGUGAUGAGACAUGGACUAAAGAAACCAAAGCAGCAGGAGUCUGGUGAUUCAUGUUCCAACAAUGCCUCCGGCUCUGCUGAUCUCCUGGGAUCAUCGCUCUUUUCAAACAUCCCUGGCUAUAAACUUGGCUGCUACUUCUGCAAUGAUGUUGUGGCACCAGGGGAUUCCACCAGGGAUCGGACAUUGGAUCAGCAGUGCACAGUCAGUCGACCAGGAUUAGCCAUGAUAGCUGGAGCCCUUGCAGUAGAGCUAAUGGCUUCUGUUUUACAACAUCCAGAAGGUGGUUAUGCUGUUGCUAGCAGCAGUGAUGACAGAAUGAAUGAACCACCUACCUCUCUUGGGCUUGUGCCUCAUCAGAUUCGUGGCUUUUUAUCAAGAUUUGAUAAUGUCCUUCCUGUCAGCCUUGCAUUUGACAAGUGCACAGCCUGCUCUCCCAAAGUCCUUGACCAGUAUGAGCGAGAGGGGUUUAAUUUCCUUGCAAAAGUUUUUAAUUCCUCACAUUCCUUCUUAGAAGACCUAACAGGUCUGACUUUAUUACAUCAGGAAACUCAAGAUGCUGAGAUUUGGGACAUGAGUGAUGAUGAAACGGUCUGAAAGCCAAAUGAAUGAAGUGGAAGAUGACCAGCUUUAGGCUUCAGUGAUGUCUUUUAUCCGUCAUUUGACAAGUUAAUGAUUGCUUACACAUUUUGACUUACAAAUAUAAACAAAUAUAAUCUACAUCUGUGCUAUGAAUGGGACAUUAUCUUGAACUAAAAUAAUAGUUCUACUGUGGAUGUAAUUCUCCCUGCUAGAGCAAUGUGUUUGUUUAAAUCCACUUUCUAUUUUUUUUUUUCUAUUUCUAAACAUAGCUUACAUAUAAAAUAUGCCACUUUAAAUAGCCUUUGGUGUUUUCUUUUGUCCCAGUUUUCAUUUUACUUGUCAAUAGAUAUGCCUAAAUAUCAUUGUAUUUUUCAUGUUUCAAUGAUUUGUCGCAUUUUAUAACUAUUUAAUAUUCAGGCUAUAAGAAAAUUCCCCUAUAGAUGGAAAUUAAAUCACAUUGUUAUUUAAGGGAGUGGGAAAAAGGUAACUAAACAUCCACCUACACAUUUUUACUGUGUUAGAUCAUGUUGUAACAUCCUAGCCCCCCUCCUUAUUAUAAUGCAGUUGGUCUUGCCUGUGCAGAUGGGAACAGACAAAGCUUCAGAAUCUUAUUAGAGUCCUGUAAAAGGCUUGAGCUGUAGCAUGAUUCCACCCUGUGGAUAAAGCAUCAUUUGACAUUGCCUACCUAGUGAAGACCAAACUGUGUUUAUAUCCUGAUUGAGGGCUAUGAUGCUUAUAGCAAGAUCCAUUACACAGUAAAAAUUGCUUUGAAGGUAGAUCCUUAGCUAGAUAAAAGUGUAUAGUGUAAUUGAUAUAUAUAUAUAUAAGGCAGUGGUUCUCCAGCUUUGUCAUUCUUAAAUCAUACCACCUAGCAUGUUCAUGGACAUCAAAACAGUCCUAACCCUCAUCUCCCAUUGGAGGCAUUUGAAAUGUUUCUUGCUGGUGCACAAAACCAUAGUUUGAGAACCACAGAGAAAAAGGAUAAUUUAUGAAACUCAAAAUUUUAAAAUAUCAAGUGUAUUACCACCCUAAAUGUAAAGAGAAAUAUAUCUAUCGUUUUGCAUCUUGAAAUAGCUAAAAACAAAAAAGUUUUAAGCCUCUUUUACAGCUUAAAUCUGGUUAUUUGCAUUGCUUCAUUCAUGAGGAAAAAUGGAAACUGCAUUAUUGUUUGUUGUCUUCCAACCAUUCUUUCCUUUGCAUAUAAAACCAUUCUGUCCUUAGCCUUAAGAAAAGGUACAGCAAUCCAUCCAAUUAGUCAAUCAGUCAAAUUCUCUUGUGUUCUUUCUUACCUUUAAUUAAGUUCCAAGACCCUGAAUGUAGAAGUCAGAUCAACUUGUUCAUUUGCCUGCUAAGCUGACAUACCAUUUGGGGGGAAGUUCUAUAAGGGUCAGUUCACCCAGAGCAGAGGGUGCCCACAGCUCCUAAAUUAUGAACUUACGUGACAUUUUAACGAAACACAGUGCCCUCUUCAUGGGAUGUCUAAAAUGUUAUCUCUCCUUAUGCAAACUUACAUUUUUUUUCAAAAACCAUAAAUGAAUGUCUCAGCUAAGGAAUGCCAGUGUAAUAUAAAAUAUAUUCUACUAAUCUAGCUAUAAAAUAAGUUAUUGAGUCAUACACACACACACACACACACACACACACACACACACACCUGAUAUCUUGACUGUUUGAUAAUGAACACUGGGAAAUUCCCAUUUGUAUGCAUGGGAAACUGUUUUUUUGAUGAACGUGAACUAACAAAACAUAUAUUCUAAGGUUAUUUAUAAGUCCCUGAUUCUCAUGCAUUCAAAGGAGCUGUAAUUUUUGUAGUCCAGUUGUCAUCAGACUGCAGUUCGGGCUAGGAAGUAUCAGUAUGAUGGCAGCUUGCGGAGAGAGACCAGCAUCUAUAUCACUCAUAGUUACAGAGAUUGUGAAAAGGAAAAAUCUAAUUUGAAAUUGAGCAGACUUGAUUAUCUGAAACUCCACAAAGGGUCAUGUCCCCCCAGGUUUUAUUAAUAAAAUUGAAAAUUCCCUCAAUUAUCUGAAACUAUGAUUGUCAAAAUAAAGUUGCACUGUAUUUUUAAGUAAUACAUAUCCCUUUAACUAUUGAAGUAUCUAAGAUCUAAAACUCAGGGUUAAUAUGAGGUUUCCUUCCCUCUGUAAUUUCAGUAACAUACAACUGUGUCAGACUGUGCUUAUUCCCGUACAUACGCUUCCCAGAUGUGCUUGAUGUUCCAAAACACUCCAGUUUGACUUGGAAAAACUUCCGUUGUCUAACUUCACUGUUUUCUUUCUCCCUGAAAACCAAAAUUGUUCUUAUUUUGCCUCUAAAAUGUUUUAAGCAUUUACUGAGGAGGGAAAUAGUGAAAACAUAUAUUCCCAUGAAUGAAAACAUAUAUUAAAAUAGUAUAAGCCGCUAAGUACUGUUAUUUACUGACUUGUACACACUAGCAGCACGGUUUUGGCAUAGCUCUCCCAUCUGCUGUUAUUGCUGCUAAAUGGAGGAAGUUGAAAUUUGAACUUCAUGCAGGGAGUGGGGGAGUUAAUUUUAUUUUUGCUGGAAUGAGCUCAUAGGCAAUGAAAGGGCAAAACUCAUCCCUUCGUUCUACAGGCCAACAGCUGCCACUACCCUUAGGACAUUUACCCAAUCUGGCUGGGGUGGUAGAAUGUGUAGCUUCCUCUGAGGUUGCUGUUAUUACCUCUUCACAAAACAUCUAAUGUAAAUAUAGUGAGAUCAUAAGGCAGUGCAGGUGGCACCCUAGAGAGCAACUGUGCCAUCUGCACAACACAUCUGAGGCCAAAUUUAAUUCUGCUGUAACUCCACUGACUUCCGUAGAGAUUCAUCAGGUAUGAAUUUGGCCCUCAGAGAAUUAACAUCUCUGAAAAUUGUAGCCUAGAUCUCACUUUCAAAUAUCUUCAACUAAAGAUAAUUUUUUGUUAGUACCACUCUGUCAAUGAUGUAUUUGCUGGGUACAGUCGGAAUGCUAUCCUGUCUUAAUAAUACAUUCAUGAAAAGGAGAAACCUGAUAUUUUCUGUUUCAGAGUACAUUUUGGACACAACCUAUUUUAGGUUAUGGCUAAACCUACACCCAUCAGGUUAAUUCUGAGUGCUGUAAUCCCAAUUUCAUGGUUUGCUGCUGUUCAUGCAUUGCCAUAUGUGUUUGUAAUCUGUGUUUUAGGAGGGACAUUUACCCACUGGGGCAGAUCUUCAGCAGGUAUAAACUGUCAUAGCUCCAAUGAAGUUAGUGGAGAUGUGACCACUUGCACCAGCUGAGAAUCUGCUGCAUGAGGCUAGUUCAGGGCCCCUAACAUAGCCAUAACAAACAAGGACACAGAUACAAUGUGGGGACAAAUAAAAGAACCUCUUUGCACCGUGGAAAGACUCUCCAUGCCAGCUUCCCAUAGGCUGGCCUGAAAAAACACAAUCGGAUGGGCCCAUGGGGUCUAUGUUCACACAAAUCCAGUGGCCCCAAGAUCUAGGGUGAAAUCCUGGCUGAAAUCAAUGACAAAACUCUCAUUAACAGAAUUUUCACGCCCAGUGCAUCUGGUGCAGAGGGGCUCUGGCUGCUACCCCAGCCCAUGGGCUUACGUGAGCUUAGGAAGGUAGGUUUCAAUGCCCUCUGCAUCCUGCCUGCAUAGAGCCUGGUUACCCAUAGCUCUAUGCAGGAGGGAGGGAUUUGACCCUGAGUGAACUCCAGUCCUAUAAACUGACAUAUCCUUUUUGCUGGUUAUGAACUCUUGUUCCUCCUCUUUCACUCUGCACUUUCUGAAUAAAUCUUCUGCAUGUAAAGAUUGACUAUAUUCACCUUUCAUGUAUGAUGCAAGUACCUGUGACGGGUUGGAUCACAGAACCCCCCUGGGGAGCUGCCACCUGAUGUACCAAGACUACCCCUGCUUCUGUUUUCCCUGCCAGCUCAGGACUCCAGCACCUUGUCUUGCUGAGCCAGACACUCCCGUCUGCUCCAACAUAGACCCAGGGUCUGAAUAACUUGCCCCAAAGCUGCAAGUUUACCUGAAAACAGCUCACAGAAGUGUGCUUGUCUUUAGCUCUCAGGUGCCCAACUCCCAAUGGGGUCUAAACCCAAAUAAAUCCGUUUUACCCUGCAUAAAGCUUAUGCAGGGCAAACUCAUAAAUUGUUCGCCCUCUAUAACACUAAUAGAGAGAUAUGCACAGUUGUUUACUCCCCCACGUAUUAAUACAUACUCUGAGUUAAUUAAUAAGGAAAAAGUGAUUUUAUUAAAUGCAGAGAAUAGGAUUUAAGUGGUUCCAAGUAGUAACAGACAGAACAAAGUAAGUCACCAAGCAAAAUAAAAUAAAAUGCGCAAAUCUAUGCCUAAUCAAACUGAAUGCAGAUAAUCUCACCCUCAGAGAUGCUUCAGUAAGUUUUUUCUCAGACUGGACACCUUCCAGGCCUGGGCACAAUUCUUUUCCCUGGUACAGCUCUUGUUCCAGCUUAGGUGGUAGCUAGGGGAUUCUUCAUGAUGGCUCCUCUUCCCUUUGUUCUCUUCCACCCCUUUAUAUAUCUUUUGCAUAAGGCGGGAACCCUUUGUCCCUCUGGGUUUCCACCCCCCCCCUCACUGGAAAAGCACCAGGUUAAAGAUGGAUUCCAGUUCAGGUGAUGUGAUCACAUGUCACUACAAGACUUCAUUGCCCACUUGCCAGCACACACAUAUACAAGAAGACUAACAGGUAAGCACAGCCAUCUGCAGACAAUGGUCCUUGUUAAUGGGAGUCAUCAAGAUUCCAAACCAUGAUUAAUGGCCCACACUUUACAUAAUUACAAUAGGCCCUCAGAGUUAUGUUUUAUAUUUCUAGUUCUAGAUACAAGAGUGGUACAUUUCUACAAAUAGGAUGAUCAUACUCAGUAGAUUAUGAGCUUUGUAAUGAUACCUUACAAGAGACCUUUUGCACGAACCAUAUCCCAGUUGCAUUAUAUUCACUUAUCAUCAAAUCUUUAUAAAACUAUCCCACUUACAUUAUAUUCAUUUAUUAUCAUGUUUUUAUAAAACCAUAUAGACUGCACAACAUCACAGUACCAUUAAUAGAAUAGAGCAAUAUGUUAUAUAUUUCUGCCCUAUCCAUCCUACCUGCCUGUUAACUUUUAAAUAACUAUUAUUGGUGUGGAGGGGGUUGGACAUAACGAAAAUUUAACAUACAUAGUAGAAUCCUCUUGUAGUGACAUUUUUUUCCCUCCCAGAAUAACUUCACUGUAGGUUUAGCUAGAAUUCCAAUUUGCACAUUGCAAUACAUUGAAACAGUGGCUCAUAGGGCUACUUUACAUUGAAGAGUUUCCCUAUUUCCAACUUCCCUGUGAGCUCCAUUGCACUUUCUCCUGCUCCAUCCACCACAAAUCAAAACAUGUGAGAGUGCUAAGGAAUCAAAUCCAUAGAAUGUACAAUUAGCUUUAAUUUCCCAAGGCAGAAAAAGAUCUUCAAUUAUGAUUCUGCUCUGAAAAGAGACUGUAAAAGUGGCACCUUCUUCAACUGAUCUGCUCUUUCUGUGUCUAUAGCAUUAUGUCAGCACUAGUGACAAAGAUUAAUUUUUACUCUGGCUAACGCUGCAGCUCCAACACCACUUCAAAAAUAUGAAUUGAAUUCAGUUGUUAACCAAGUUCCAAUUUCAGAGGCAGGACUGAACUUCCCAUAAGGACACCAGUGCAACUCUUUUGAAGUCCAUCGAGGUGCACAGGUGUCACUGAGAGCAGAAUUUGUAUACAAUAGAAUUGCUCAGAUAUGACCAAAGGCAGAUUUUGAAAUGAUAGGGUUGCUCAGUUGUAACUGAGUUCAGAAUUUGGUUAUAGAACUCUAUUAAUGGCAAUAAUAUGUGAAAAGAUCUGUGAGAUCCCAGGAGACAAUUCCAGAGUUGGUGAGCUCGGAAAAAACCUGACCACAUUUGCAAUGGAAUUACUGAGAUCCAUAAAGAUUGACCAAUGGUCCAACGGAGCCCUUUUUACAGUCAUUUUUCAGAGUAUAGCCACGUUUUAAGUGUUCAAACCUAAUGUAGUCUCCUCUCAGUUAUUAGGGGAACAGAAGGGAUAGGUCACAUUCUUUCAAAAAUAAAUAUACAAUUGACCUUUCUUCUCAUUCUGCCAAUAUAAAAGAGAUGCUUCUAUUCUAUAUAUAGAAAAAGAAACACAUUUCUCUAUCAUGGGUGCAAGUAGCCAUUCACUUGUAUGCUUCACUAUAUCUUCAUGUGUUAGGACACAUCAGAAGGUAAAGAGGGAAUAAACAGUGUGAUAUAUAUUUUUCUUGAUGAAUUAUCUAUGUUUUAAAACCUAACAUUUUUUAAAAAUGGUAAUGCAAUAGUUUGCUUAGAGACAAAUAAGGAGCCAUAGUCCAAAGAAAACAAUUAAAGAAACAUGUGAAGGAUGAUAAACAUUAGCAGGUUUGCUAAGAAUCACAGUCUGCAAGACUUCCCUAAUACAUUAUCAUUUCUGUCCAAAUCUUUUGACAUGGAUGGGAUCCUCAGCUAUUUUCUUUUUCAACAUUUUCCAACUUCAUUGCAGAUGUUAUUGUCCUUGGGGGGAAAUCCUGCCAAAUGAUAAUGAAAUUUCCUAUGUAGGAGACUUCUUGCACCUUCUUCUGAAGCAUCUGGUGCUGGCCAUUGUUGGAGACAGGAUUCUGGACUUAGAUAGACCUUUGGUCUGAUCCAGUCUGGCAAUUCCUAUCUUCCUAAUCAAUGGAGACCAAAUCUAGGUGUCCCAUUCUGAUACCAUGUCUCUAUAUUUUUUUCUGCAGCUGACCAGAAUCUCUAUGGAGGCCUAGCAGGGUUUAAAAAUACCAUGGUUCUACAUGCAUGUGUGAUGCAUCUUUCCAAAUCAGUGCAGGGUUUCUCUGCAUUACUUCAGGAAUUCAGCAUGAUCAUUAAAAAGAAGUGUGUGUUUAUUUUCUCAUUUGUGCAGCAUAUUCAACUAUUGAAAUGAAAAAUAUCAAAUUCCAUGGAGAACGCACCUUCAUCCAAUAUCCUUAGGAUUGCCAACCUGUGGCCCCUUGCUAUGGACAAUGGCUAAUUUUCCAAAUCUUUUUGGACUCGUUUUAAGCAUUGAGUCACUAAGACAUUGGCCCACAUAGCUCUUGUGGAGCUCUCUACUUUGUGGUAACACUAACUGCUUGACUAAGAUAGGCAUUUUAAUUUAUUUUAAAUAAAAUAUUAAAAAUAAAGAUCUCUAACUAAAAUAUUUUGAGUAAUCUAACAGAAAUGCCAAUAACACGUGCAUAAUGCUGUAUUGCUAAGCAAAUGUAUGAUCUUGAUUUGUAUCCUCUCUCUUUCUGUCACACUCCCUUACUCUAUCUUCCCUUUUUCCUCUUCUUUAGUUGUGCCAUGUCUCUGUUUAGUCUCUUAUCUUGCAAAAACUUAAGCAAGUGAUUAACUUACCUUUGCAGGAUUAGGGAUUUAAAUUAUGAACUCUCUGGGAAGGGGGAUCCAUGUCUUUUGAUUUGUUUGUGAAUCACCUUGCCCGCUUUUAGGCUCUACAUAAAGAAUAAUAGGAAGAGUGAAAUCCAAUCUCGUUCUCACGGACCAGGUCAGUAAUGUUUCCUUCCCCCUCUUCCACACUCCCUUCUCUUGCACUUAGUACUGUGUGAACUGUCUUACUUAACUUUGAUUCAUGCAUCCCUGCCAAGAGUAGACAGUGCUGCAGGAAGCUAAUUGGUGCUCCUGAGGGUGCAGGAUGGCUUCUCAUUGCUCUAGUUUCCAAAUCAAACCAGUAUGGGCUGGAUGUGGGUGUGGAGGAGCACAUCAGGAACUGCUCCCAGCUAAUGGAAACGUGCCUAACUUAAGAACUGAGUGGUUCCAAAACCAGUUCAACCUUGGUGGAAAUUAACCUUUGGAUUGUGUUUUGACAGCUUGCACACUGAUGCCCAGUUACAACUUCACUUUUUUCCUCAGUGUUUACUGGGUUGAAGCACUGUCCAUUCAUUGGGGGGUAAAAUAUGAAUGAACACGGGGUGGGGGGGAAUUAUUAAUAACCUACAUUUAUAUUUUAGCCAUGACCCCCUCCCAAAUUAGUGCAAAUAAAGAGUAAAGGGAUUCUCUUAAAUAGAUUUGUUUGGUUUGCAUGGCUUUAAAAAUAUUUUUUUUUACAUAUUUUUAACUCUCUGAAGUCUCCCUCUUAUACAGUAGUUCUGUAGGAGUUGCCACUUCCUCAGGAAUCUAUGACUCAGAGAGUGUAUAAAUAAAAUGACAUCACUGCCAAGCUUUGUUUGGAUUGCCCAUUUCCUAAAUGGAGACUCUGUUGUUCUAACUUUAAUGCUUGCAUCAGUUGUUGUUGGUUUUUUAAAUAGUAAAAGCAUCCUUGCCAACACUGACUAAUACAUAUUCAGUGCAAUUAUCUUUUUGAAUCCUUUAAAUCACCUAUUUUGAAGUUCAGUUAAAGCAGUAGACACCACAUGUUAAUUCAAGAUAUUAUUCAUGACUAAAAUAAUUGUAACGUACAAGUUAUUGUUGUUACACAGUAUUCCUAAUAUACUGCCAAUGUGCAAUGGGGGAAACAGCUGAGUGUGAGAGCAUCAUUUUUUUCCAUUAUUAUUUUAACAAACAAUGAAAAGAAAAACAAUUGUUUCUUCUGAAACAACUUAUUUUUACCAUGAAAAACAGGCAAUAGCUCUCUCUGUGGAUAAGUGUCAUCCAGUAGGUAGAGGCUUCACUUUUUAUGUCCCAUGCUUUAGCUUCCCACUCAAAUAUUUGUAAAUAUUUCCAACCCCCCUGCUUCCAAUGAGCAUGCAGCCUCAAAUCACUGAAGGGUAAGAGUUAGAUCCCAAUUGUAUUUUUCCUGAAAGCAACACUUUUCAGUUAGAACUGCCUUUUAAUACACCAUCGAAAUAGAUAGACCCAAAACACAUCCUACUUCUUUGCUGGGAGUCACAGGUGCACGCAGGAAAUGAGCUGUUCUCCCGUGGGGUUCCUGUCUGCUGCAUUCUUCUGAGCUCAAGGCCAAAUCUGCACUUCUUAGCCAAAAUGCCCUGUGACACCACUGCAAAAUGUGGCCAUCAGAUUAUCAAGGGCAAUUUGCUCAUUGUGAAGAGUUAGAUUGCUUGUCCAGGUCAUUUUAUUCACUGGUUUCAGGAAAGAGCAUGUUGCACUGGAGUAACAUGCCCUGAUUUUUGUUGUAGAGUAAUGAAGCAGUGUUUCUUUGUUUAAACAGCAGCAAAAAAUGUAAUUCCAGGAAUAGAUAGACUUUAGUAAGACAGAGUCUAUAGCUAUAUUCUCUGACUGUCCUUUGAUUAUGUCAGUUCUCACCAACUAGGAAGGGCUAGCCUGGUUAGAGCUUAAUAGGUGACCUCUAAAGAAAGCCCAGGUGCUCCUAGGUGGUGGUCUUUCUUCUGAGUGAAUCAGUACUUUACCAAACCCUGGCACAGUGUUAGGAAGAACUGUGCUGUCACAGCAGUUAUCUUUCAGAUGAGAAACAAAACCUAGGACCUAAAAAGAUCCCCUAACACCUUCUGUAAUGGAAGGGGGAUUCCUCAACCCUGGUGUCCUAGCCAAGUUCAUUUGGGGCAAUUUCAUUUUGUCUUCCCAAAUUGCUGCUGCAGUUUCUCUUCUGUUCUUUGCUGUCUGUCAGACUAUCAUGUAGGGUUGCUGUGUUGUUGUUAACAGAAAAAAAUCUUAACAAACAAAUUCAAACUGCUGCAUUCCACUCCAAAGGUGACUGUUUUUCAGUGAUUGCUGAAGCAAUAGUUGCAUAUUGUCAUUUGUACUGUGCUUUAGUAUCCUUUGAGAUGACAGGUGCUAGAUAAAUGUAAUAAUCUGAUUAUAGUUUGGUCACACAGAUAUGAAACAGUACUAAAUAUUUUCUAUUCUAAAUAAAAGUUUGGUAGUUGAGGUGGCUACCAUACAGCCAGGUUAAAGUGUAAUCAUACAUUUCCUUAAAUCCACACCUAUCCUCUUCCCAGGCAUUUAUUGCAGGGCAGUGUUCACUGCAAAUAUCUUCUAAUUCUACCCUUGGAUAAGCACCUAGAAAGUUCACUGGGAAGGAAGAUGUGCCUUGACAAAUGCCUCAUCGGCAUUUGUGGUUUUAUGUACAGCAGCAUGUCAGCUUGUGGAAUGAAUGAACGAUGUUAAUUUUGCAGUAUUAAAUCUGUCGGGCAACAACCAGUAUAUGGAAUCCAGUCAAAAUGUUAUUGCUGACACCGUGAUGUACACCAUGCAUAACUUGUGCUUUCACAAAUCCUAGCAGUAAAGUACUCUAGUUUCUUAGGGACUGUAGUCCACUAAGUGGGAAUGCAAUUGCAUCAACCAGCUCAGAUCCAGCUUGACAGACUUCAAAUAGGCUUCUUGGAAAUUGCUUGUUCAUGUAUGUAGGGGUGAGAAGGGGAACAAGUCAAAUUAUGCACAUGUGAUAAAAUUAUGUUGGGUACAAAUAGAGUUUGCCUAUGUUGCUGUUGAUGUUCUAGCACUGUUACCAACAAGCGAUAGUAUCUGUUACUUUACUUAGCUGCCUCAUAGAAUGGUAGCAGCUGGGGAUCAUGCAUAGAAUCUGAGGGGGACUAGUGUCAAGCACCUUGAUGCCUAAAAAUGAAUUGGAAAUGGAGACAGAAAUAUAUAUUAACUUGGGAUGUUGAAAAUGAAUAUGAUGUAAAUGUCAUCUGUAUCUUGCAUGUAGGAGGCAAUCUGUCUGCCCACUAUGACAAACAGUGUUGUGCAUUGUUUUUAAGCAUGACCUACUAAGAUUUAGUCAUUAUAUUGUUCUUCAGUGUUUUUGAACUCCCGAAUGAUUAUGACGUCAGAAAAUUUCUCAAUCAAGCUAUUGUACACUGGUACUAACAGUUUUGAGAUAAUAUGAAUUGUUCACUUCUGUGACAACUAAAGAUAUAUUUGUAUU